This is a messenger RNA of Pyricularia pennisetigena, 465 nucleotides long. RefSeq lists its product as uncharacterized. The record is from RefSeq and is a predicted model, not a curated record. Lineage: Eukaryota; Fungi; Ascomycota; Sordariomycetes; Magnaporthales; Pyriculariaceae. The coding region runs from base 1 to 465 and encodes 154 amino acids. The transcript is spliced from 4 exons.
AUGCGCUUUUCGGCACUCAUUCUGUUUCCGGCGUCAUUGUUAGGAUUAUCGCUGGCGAAACCGGAGCAGAUUCGUGGAGUUCGGGACCCCAUCUACCAUCUCUACCUGCAGGCUCAUCCGACCAAUGAAUCACUCGCCGUCCUGGGGCCAGAGGCCACGAGCGAGCGUUUCGACAUCUCGGGCACUAUCAGGUCCGUCAAUACGACCAUGUACCUCAACGUGGGCCGCGAGAGCACCUCUUACAAGUCGCUCUCGUUCGGGACCACGGCCUCGACGGACUCUUGGGGCCUGGAGGGCGAUACUAUCAUGACCAGACCCGGUAGUGCGUUAGGGAGAAACUUGAAUUUUGUCGUGUGUCGACUCGAAGGCAGCUUCUGGCAGCUCUGGCUGCAGACGGGAAGCGACAUGCCGAAUGGCAACAGCUGCAGCAACUACCAGACUAUCCAUCUGCCAUGUCUUUGCUGA